AUGUAUAAAUAUGCACUAGGUUACCACCUUCAUGCUUUGAGCAUUACGUUUAACAAAUUAUUAGACCCUAAAAUGUCAAGAUUUUUUCAUGUAAAUGGAAAUGCAUCAGAAGAAAACAAGAAGACUGAGAAACACAUUGAAGAGAAAGAAACUCAAGAGAUUCUUAGUAAACAAGAUAGAAAAUUAAGAGAAAUUGAACAGAAAGCAAAGAGUUUGAUUGAAAUGACCAAUACCAAGCAAUUUGAGAAAGAUUUUAGAAAAUUCAUUCAAGAUCUAAAGAAGUACGUGAACAAAGGAAGUGCAUUGCCUGAUAUAGUACAGGAAGUAUUCAAUAAGGCAAGUAGCAAACAAUCAAUCAAACUCAUUGAUGAAUUCAAUAAUUCGUUAAAAACAGUUGAGGAAGAAACACAUGAAAUCAGUCGAAAAGUAGAGAUCAAACCAAAAGAACUUACCUUAUCAGAAAUACUUGAUUUAGAAGAUGAAUUAGAGAAAAGAACAUUGCUAGAAGAGAGAAUAGAUAAUAUAGAGACGUUAUUAUCACUCUAUAACAUCUAUGCAACGAACAAUGAAUAUGGUAAGAUGAUCAAUAUUCUAAAAAGAGUGAAAACAUUCAAGUGCAACAAAGCAGAAUACAUCAAGAAGAAUAUUAGGAAGUAUAUUCAGAAGUUUAUUCAGUGUGAUGAUUACUGUGAUGAAUUACUUGAGUUAUUUGAGAUGUAUGAUUUACAAGAUGAAAUACUCUAUGUAAAAUACUUCAAGCAGAACAAGAUAGUUGAAACAGACAAUGAAUUAUUCAAGAUGGUGUAUGAAAUCAAGCAAGGUAACACUGAUGGUAUUGAUGUCAGCAACUGUAACAAACCAGAUACAAUGAUAGAGUCAAUUGUAUAUGAAUACCUGGCAAAAGAACUGAUUAAGAAUGGUGAUUAUGAAAAGGCAUUAUCCCUGUAUGAAUUAUUCAAUGACAGAUUUGAUGAUGAUAAGCUCAUUCUAACACUACUAACAGGUAGAAGAGAAUCAGAAAUAUUCAGAACAUUUCUAGAGGAAUUUAAAACAUUUGCAGAGAAUCCAUUUCUGUUGAAAUCAGGUGAUAGAAGAAUGGAAAUUAAUAUAGCAUUUUAUUUGAUGAAUCAGAAUGUGAUGAGUAUCAGUAGAAGUAUCCUAGUGAAUCUCCUGAAUAAGUAA
This is a messenger RNA of Enterospora canceri, 1182 nucleotides long. Lineage: Eukaryota; Fungi; Microsporidia; Enterocytozoonidae. The record is from the annotation of a GenBank genome assembly.